AUGGCUCUUAGUGCCUCAGCCUGGGCCUCUAUUCCAGAAUAUAUAUUGUCAUUAAAACUUAUUGUCAUUAAAACUUCUGUUUUAUUUUCCAAUUCUAAGGAUUUGAGUGUUUUAAAAUUUCUUAAUUAUCUAAAAGAUAAAGUGGUAUUCACAUCAGAUAGCAAACAAGAAAUCCAGGAUGCGCUUAAAAGAACGGUCGAGAGGGCUAUUGAUUCACCUAUUGUACAACCUGGAAUAAAGAAACGGUUAAAAAAAAUGUCCGAUAAUAUCAGUGAUACUUUUGAAAGAAAGGAAAUUGUUGAAUUUUUUGCGGAAUUGGACAAGGAGUUUGAGGCAAGGCAAAAUCAACGAAAUCUCGAGAUGUCUUUUGAUAAGUAUAGCUCCGAACUAUUACAAAAGUCUGGUAAUUUAAAUACAUCGAGACUUUCAUCUUAUUAUAUGACAACGUCUGCCGAAUUUCACGAAAAGGGAGAAUCAACUACUGAUCAAAGCAAUUAUGUUUCAAGAAAAAGAAGAGAUGUUGAUUUUAAUGAGGAGCGAACAAUAAAGAAGCAAUAUCAAGAUGGAUAUACUACGCCACCUCCACUUGAUAAAAAUGAACAAAAUGCAGAUUUUGCUGUUGAGCAGGAUACGGAUAACAUGAAUUACCAGGAGCUGUCAUCAGUUAAGACAUCAUUAAAUUCGGCUAUCGAAAGGCUUGUUAAUAGUGAAGGUGCGAUAAAUGUUGAGGUCCCAAUCUCCAAGCGACCUCAUGAGGCAGUUGCCUCUAAGAGUACUAAAAAUAGAAAUGAAGAGUCGGUUGAGAAACAUAUCUCUCAAGAAGAUUUGUUAAACUCAGUGAACGAAACAUCCAAUACCUUCAAGCAAAUCAAGUUCCCAACGUAUUACGAUAAACUAAAAACCAUAUGGGACACUUGUAAUGCCGGAGCGAAUUAUUUUGUUUUAGAUUUAAGAGACAAAAAAAUAUUAAAUCAAGUGCACAAUCUUUUGGAAGAUCGUGAACUAGAAUCGCUGUUCGAGAGACUGUCGUUAGAGGAUGAGAAUGAACAUAUGAGUAAGACUGCACGUGAAUAUAUGAUACUGUUCGACCAAAUUAUAGAAGAAUCUUCGGAAGACGAUGCGGAGGAUGUUGAAGAAGAGGGUGAAGAGGAUUCAGAGGAUGUUGAAGAAGAGAGAGAAGAGGAUGCGGGAAAUGUUGAAAAAGAGGGGGAAGAGAAUGUGGGGAAUGUUGUUGAAAAUAGUAUCAAAAUUGAAGAUGAAGCUGUUUCUGAAAUGGGAAAAAUAGCACAUAGUUUGAAUGGAACAGCCAAAAAACUUCGAUUCCUAUCAAACACCAUUCCCAUUCCGGUGCAUGACUACGAUCAAUCCCAAUUUCCAGAUGUACAUAUUAUUAAAAGCGUCUCCAGUCAUUUAGAUGCUGUCACUAAAAUGAAAGGCAUUGUGAAGAACACUACUGAACGAUCAUGGAUAUCACAUAUUUUAGCCUAUCUUUUUUUUAUUACAUUUAGUUUUCUUGAUUCUGUGCAAUAUUUUUCUUGUGAGCGGACGAUUUCUACGAAGAUGGAUUUUCAACUCACAGAUUAUAGAGCGGAUGGAGUAGCUGAAUUCUUUGAACGUCCAAAACAAAUCCCGCUGUUUCUGCUUGAAGUUUCUGGAGACCCUGGUGAUCCGGAUCCCGAUAAGUUCAAAACCGAUAGACACAAAUUAAUGAGUGAAGGCGUCUUCGCUCUUAACAAAUUUAUGACGAAAACAGAACUCCCAACGUGGAACGUUUGUAAAACAUUGGGAAUUUUCCUUGCUCAGGCAUUUGGUGAUGAGCUCGAGAUUGGUCAGAUUAUUUAUAUCGGUCCAGGAUUAUACCUAUUUUCACCAUUUACGAUACCUAAUCUAAUUAUUCCAACUUCCGCUACUAAUUUGGAACAUGUGCCUCGACUAAUUCGAACAUUAUUAUGUUUGCGAUAUAAUAUUGUCAAGAAGAUCGAAAAAUUUAAGAAAUUCGAAAGAAGUGGACAACGUCGUAUCAUGAAACCCACAACUAAAUAUGCUACCGGGCUUUCACCAGGCCGGCUUAGAACU
Dentiscutata erythropus is the source of this 2076-nucleotide messenger RNA. Lineage: Eukaryota; Fungi; Glomeromycota; Glomeromycetes; Diversisporales; Gigasporaceae. The record is from the annotation of a GenBank genome assembly.